CUGCCCGAGGUGCACUCCCGAUUCCUUCUGCUUCUAAGUCUAAGGUUAUAGAGAUAAUUAGAUAUGGCAACUCUCAAGGAUCAACUGAUUCAGAAUCUUCUUAAGGAAGACCAUACCCCCUGGAAUAAAAUUACAGUUGUUGGGGUUGGUGCUGUUGGCAUGGCUUGUGCCGUCAGUAUCUUAAUGAAGGACUUGGCAGGUGAACUUGCUCUUGUUGACGUCAUGGAAGACAAACUGAAGGGAGAGAUGAUGGAUCUCCAGCACGGCAGCCUAUUCCUCAGAACAUCAAAAACUGUCUCUGGCAAAGACUAUAAUGUGACUGCAAACUCCAAGCUGGUUAUUAUCACAGCUGGGGCACGUCAGCAGGAGGGAGAGAGCCGUCUUAAUUUGGUCCAGCGUAAUGUGACCAGCUUUAAGUUCAUCAUUCCUAAUAUUGUAAAAUACAGCCCAAACUGCAAGUUGCUUGUUGUUUCCAAUCCAGUGGAUGUCUUGACCUAUGCGGCUUGGAAGAUAAGCGGCUUUCGCAAAAACCGUGUUAUUGGAAGUGGUUGCAAUCUGGAUUCCCGGCCCCGUUACCUAAUGGGGGAAAGGCUGGGAGUUCACCCGGUAAGCUGCCAUGGGUGGGUCCUUGGAGAGCAUGGAGACUCCAGUGUGCCUGUAUGGAGUGGAGUAAAUGUUGCUGGUGUCUCCUUGAAGAAUCUGCACCCUGACUCAGGCACUGAUGCAGAAAAGGAACAGUGGAAAGAGGUUGACAAACAGGUGGCUGACAGUGCCUAUGAGGUGAUCAAACUGAAAGGCUACACUUCCUGGGCCACUGGAAUGUCUGGGGCAGAUUUGGCAGAAAGUAUAAUGAAGAAUCUUAGGCGGGUGCAUCCGAUUUCCACCAUGAUUAAGGGUCUCUAUGGAACAAAAGAUGAUGUCUUCCUUAGUGUUCCUUGCAUCUUGGGACAGAAUGGAAUCUCAGACGCUGUGAAGGUGACCCUGACUCCUGAGGAAGUGGCCCAUUUGAAGAAGAGUGCAGAUACACUCUGGGGGAUCCAAAAAGAGCCGCAGUUUUAGAGUCUUCUAAUGUUGUACCACAUCACCGUCUAGACUACAACGGGAUUUUUAGUUGGAGGUUGUGUAUAUCGUGUUCUGUUAUUCAAGUAAUAACGUGAAAAAUGGCCUAGGAAAAAC
This is a messenger RNA of Neofelis nebulosa (Clouded leopard), 1176 nucleotides long. Its product is annotated as L-lactate dehydrogenase A chain-like. The record is from RefSeq and is a predicted model, not a curated record. Gene Ontology annotation, cellular component: cytoplasm. Gene Ontology annotation, biological process: carboxylic acid metabolic process. Gene Ontology annotation, molecular function: L-lactate dehydrogenase (NAD+) activity. Lineage: Eukaryota; Metazoa; Chordata; Mammalia; Carnivora; Felidae.